AGUAACAAACACAAGAAGAAGAAGAAAAAACAUGACACGAGCCACAUCCUCUCGUCCAUGUCUCUAUCUUCUCUUCAUCUCAUCUACUCUCCAACUCCUCCUCCUGUUUUGCCAUGUGGCACCAGCGGCGGCGGCCGCCGGAGGAAGUUGGCAACUCCUCCAACUCAACGUGGGGAUCUCUGCCAUGCACAUGCAGCUCCUCCACAACGACCGAGUCAUAACGUUCGACCGUACGGACUUCGGUCCGUCCAACAUCUCCUUGCCCAGCGGAAAAUGUCGGAACAACCAAAACGACCGAGUCUCGAAGCUCGACUGUACGGCUCAUUCCGUCGAGUACGACGUGCUCGGAAACGGGAUCCGUCCGCUCACCGUUCAGUCCAACACCUGGUGCUCAUCUGGCUCCGUCACACCGGACGGGACAUUGGUUCAGACAGGAGGGGACUUAGAUGGAGAACGGAGGGCCAGGUUGUUCUUUCCUUGCAAAACUAACAAAUGUGACUGGAGUGAGAUCGAUAAUGGAUUAGCCCUAAGGAGAUGGUACGCUUCUAACCAUAUCCUGCCUGACGGUAGACAGAUAAUCGUCGGUGGUCGUGGUCAGUUCAACUUCGAGUUUUACCCAAAAACUAAAGAUCCUAACGUGUAUAACUUACCGUUCUUGGCUCAGACUAAUGAUCGAGGGAGCGAGAACAAUCUUUACCCUUAUGUUUUCCUCAAUGUCGAUGGGAAUAUAUUCAUUUUCGCGAAUAACCGAGCUAUCUUGCUUGAUUAUACUAAGAAUAUUAUCGUCAAGACUUACCCUACCAUCCCAGGAGGUGACCCGAGAUCAUACCCGAGCACUGGCUCGGCGGUUUUUCUGCCAUUGAAGAACCUUGAAGCUGCCAAUGUCGAGGCAGAGGUUCUGGUCUGCGGCGGUGCACCGAGAGGAGCAUAUGAACAAGCAUGGAGGAGAAACAACUUUGUGAAAGCACUCAACACUUGUGCAAGAAUCAAGAUAACAGAUCCAAACCCUAACUGGGUAAUGGAGACGAUGCCUCAGGCAAGAGUGAUGGGAGAUAUGACUCUUCUCCCUAAUGGAAAUGUUCUACUCGUCAAUGGCGGCGCUUCUGGAACCGCUGCUUGGGAGCUUGGUCGUGAACCGGUCUUAGCUCCAGAUCUUUACCUACCGGAAAACCCGGUCGGAUCAAGAUUCGAGACACAAAACCCUAGCACCAUUCCGAGAAUGUAUCAUUCCACCGCCGUUCUUCUCCGUGACGGUAGGGUUCUCGUCGGAGGAAGUAAUCCACAUGCUUUCUACAACUUCACCGGCGUGCUUUUUCCGACAGAGCUGAGUUUAGAAUCUUUCUCGCCGUCGUAUCUGAACCAAGAGAUGUCGGGUCUCCGCCCGAAGAUAACAUCUCCCAAAUCACAGUUCAAGAUGAAGUAUAAUACGAAGGUGAAGCUGAGAUUCUCGGUGCAGAGUGAGGUCGAGAAUCCGAUGAAGGUGACAAUGGUGUUUCCAUCCUUCACGACUCAUUCCUUCUCAAUGAAUCAGAGGCUUCUAGUUUUGGAUAAUGUCAAGUUCACCAGAAAAAGCAAAGCAAAGACAGUGUACGAAGUCGAGGUGAAGACACCAAGAUCGGCCAACCUCGCACCGCCCGGUUAUUACAUGAUGUUUGUCGUGAAUCAAGACGUACCAAGCGAAGGAAUAUGGGUGCGAUUACAAUAGAUUCACAUUUCCUCUAUUUUCCGUUUAUUUUUAUUUUUAGUUUGGGUGGUUUAAUUGGUUAAUUAUAUAUGUGUGAUGGUGAACUUGUAUGCAUGUAAUGAUAUCUCAUCCAACUUG
Tarenaya hassleriana is the source of this 1822-nucleotide messenger RNA. RefSeq names its product aldehyde oxidase GLOX-like. Bases 32 to 1705 code for a protein of 557 amino acids. NCBI's taxonomy places the organism in Eukaryota, Viridiplantae, Streptophyta, Magnoliopsida, Brassicales, Cleomaceae. The record is from RefSeq and is a predicted model, not a curated record. The transcript has a single exon.